CUUGGAUUCCUUUUGAUCUGGGUAUAUUAUUUACCUGCUUCCUCUUCUACUUCUGUUUUUUCUCAGCUUUUUCUCUUUACAAAAUCUAUACCGACAAUUGCAAAACCAUCCUAUUCCUGUCGUCCUCUUCUCCUCGCGCCUCUUACACCCGUUGACACUGCCAUAUCAGACAGUUAACCGCCGCCAGAUAUCUGUAGUGGAAGACUUCAUCAUGUUUUGAUUUCACUUUUACACGGAUUUGACACGUGUUGGAGCCAACCAUUCAAUUACAAGAUGACAUCUUCGACUACUUCAUCAACCAUAUCGCACAGUGUGCCGGCCCUGCCGUUCGCAAGUAAACUAAGUGAACAAUUAUCGCAACGGAAGGAACAAUGUGAAUCGGCGACCGAUACGGAAUCUUCAGGGAAGUCUACUUCACUUGGACCGCCAUUGCGCCCUUCACCCAAGUCACGGUCUUUAUCCGACGCGCCAAAACCUACAUCUGCACGUUCCAACUCCGAAGAAGAGCGGCCAUCGAGCAAAGAUGACAACUCCCUUUCAUCUCUCCCAGAAACGCCCCGCCGACCUUCUAUGCAUGGCUUUCCAUUAACUUUUCAUUCGAAACCUUCCGGACCCUCGUCCUUAUCGAGCCGUGCUCCUCUCUCCCCAAAGCUUGACUCGUCUCACAUCUACGGCUCUCCGGGCUCCGUUCUUCCUCGGCGCUCUCGUGGCCUCGACUUCUCUCGCGCAUGUACUAAUCUUCAUCACUCUACUCUUGCCGAGUCAUCACCGGACUCCUCACCGACCAUUGGUGGACGAGGAAUGACAAUCCCCCAACGCCGUGGUUCGAUUGGGUCAACGUCAGUACCCCCAUUUUCUACGUCCGGGCCAGCGGAUAGGACGGCCAUUUCAAGCUCUGUAUCUAGCGUGAACAUGAUGGAAUCAGAUACUAGUAGCAGUGAGGAAGACGAUGAACCGAUGGGUAAUGAUCGGGACGAUAUGAUAAUGAACACACCUCAAGCUAACAAGAUGGGUGGUGGGAUGAGUCCUUUUGCGGUGGGAAAUGUGUCCAGUCCGGGCAACGAUUGGAUGGGUGGUUAUUCACAGGCUGCGGCAAGCCUCAUGAGCUUUCAACGUGCUCGCUUCCGCAAAGGACGCAGCAGACACAGUUCCAGCAGUGCUAGCGGAAACAGCUCGAAACAGAGCCCUGGCCCACUCUCUCCGCCUGUGGUGAAGAGUAUUGAAAACCAGAAUGGUUACUUUGGAUCGCGUUCUAGUAUAGGUGCUCGGCGUGAAAGUUUGAGUUUGGGCACUCGUGAUCUUCGUCUCUCUGAUCUGAGUGACGAAGGAGAAAACCGCGGCAACAGCCCAAGUACCUCAAACUCUGAGGGUGGGCCCUUGGGGGUGAUUCGACGUGCUGUAACGCGCAGAGGUAACUUACUGCCGAAAACGAAGACUUUCGCGCGUAUCCGCGCUGCACUUAUGGAAGAAGCAGCCCCUAUCGAGGGUGAAGCGAAGCGGGAGGCAGAGGUCAUUCGUCAGGUCCGCGAGAGCGAGCCGGAUAUUCCGCAAAAAUCACCAAGCUUAGAUGCCUUGUCAUCAAGCAAUCCUUUCCAGCCAGCUGAUCUGGCGCGGGGCUUGGAUGAUUUGCCUGCGAAGACUGGAACCUCGGUCCCUGAUGAGCCUAGUUUCAGCGAGGAGGCCCACCGACACUCUGCUGGCGCGGAGUUCUGGGAUUCUUUUGAUGAACGCUAUCGCACUCCACCUCCGGCUCCUCUUCGACAAAUGGGAACUUCGGUCUCCGAGGAUGAUCUUUCCAUGGAUAUCACGCCAUCAACCACAAGAGGUUCCGUGUCUGAAUUUGCAAAACCCGUCGAAAGGCCAAGCUCACGUUGUUCAACGCCUCUUGCAACGCAGCCUAGCUCGAUAUUCGAGUUCAAAAGGAAACGGCGCCGUGACGACGACUUUGACCCUAAUCUCUUCAAGCGACGAGCUGUAUCCCCGAGCAUGAGUGUGCAAAGCAGCCCAGUCAUGCCUAAUUCACCCGCGGUAAGGGAGACAGGCACCAGCAUUUGGGGUCCCCCCAAAUCUAAUAUUGGCUCCCUUUUCCCUGACCGGCCAAGCACCGAAAGCAGUAAUCGGAAUCCAUCCACGACCGGGCAUGCAGGUCAUAUGAAGCGGGUCGGUUUGCAAGGGAUGACCGAAACGAACGAUGGGUUCAUGAACAUGAGUAUUGAAUGACUGAACACAGUCACAUCCAAGCGCUCUUCAGCACGGGCCGGUCUCAUUUCCUCGUGACACCACUCGUGGUCUUCGUUCAAGGUUUUUUUUUGGGGUUUUUUUUUCACAUUUCUGUGUUCAUAUUAGCGUGGAGCGGUCAUAUAUAUAUGGGAUUGGGUGUUGGAAAUGCUUUUGAUAAUUACGUAUUAAGGCGUCCAGUGGGUCCCUGUGGCAGGGUAUUA
Messenger RNA from Aspergillus alliaceus, 2441 nucleotides. RefSeq lists its product as uncharacterized. NCBI's taxonomy places the organism in Eukaryota, Fungi, Ascomycota, Eurotiomycetes, Eurotiales, Aspergillaceae. The transcript has 2 exons. Bases 274 to 2220 code for a protein of 648 amino acids. The record is from RefSeq and is a predicted model, not a curated record. Gene Ontology annotation, cellular component: site of double-strand break.